Messenger RNA from Suillus subalutaceus, 1493 nucleotides. RefSeq lists its product as uncharacterized. Gene Ontology annotation, molecular function: GDP-mannose 4,6-dehydratase activity. The transcript is spliced from 8 exons. The record is from RefSeq and is a predicted model, not a curated record. NCBI's taxonomy places the organism in Eukaryota, Fungi, Basidiomycota, Agaricomycetes, Boletales, Suillaceae. Bases 218 to 1279 code for a protein of 353 amino acids. Gene Ontology annotation, biological process: GDP-mannose metabolic process.
GAGAACGGUGACCGUCGCUGCCCGCAGUUUUUGUUCUAAAAACCUUGUCGAAUCGGUUGUUUUGUGAAGCCUCUCCUGAUAUCUUUUUGUUGGACACUUCAUAUCACCACACGCGACACCGCCCUUAGUGACAAUUUCCCGGGCCGCCGCAGUCACUGGGACCACGGUCCACAGUGCACCCUGAUAAUUUUGAACAUCAUCACUUUCACUCACACCAAUGCCUUCAGACGCUGCACCAUUGAUGAAGCUCGACCUUCCAUCUCCAGAGGAGUUCAGGAAGAGAAAGUCGCAUUACUCUCAGGUGAGGAUAACCGGUCAGGAUGGUUCCUAUCUCGCAGAACUUCUCCUGGAGAAAGGAUACGAAGUACACGGUAUAAUCCGUCGUUCUUCCAGCUUCAACACCGGUCGUCUAGAGUCCCUCUACGCAGACCAACAUGAACACCCCAACAAGUUCAAACUCCACUACGGUGAUCUCUCCGACAGUACCAACCUCGUUUACAUUCUCGCCCAAGUCCUCCCUUCCGAAAUCUACAACUUGGGCGCCCAAUCCCACGUCAAAGUCUCUUUCGAGAUGGCAGAAUAUACAGCCGACGUCGAUGGGCUCGGAACCCUCCGCCUCCUCGACGCAAUCCGCACAGUAGGACUUGAGAAACACGCCAGGUUCUACCAAGCGUCCACUUCAGAGCUUUAUGGAAAGGUCGUCGAGACGCCCCAGAGCGAGACUACCCCCUUCUAUCCUCGCAGCCCGUACGGCGUCGCCAAGCUCUACGCAUAUUGGAUCACUAGCCCAAGGCGAGGGAGGACAUUCGUUACUAGAAAGAUCUCCAGGGCUGUUGCUGAUAUCAGCGUCGGCAAACAGCACUGUUUGUACCUCGGUAACAUCGAUGCGCAGCGAGACUGGGGACAUGCCAAGGACUACGUCGAGGGCAUGUGGCGCAUGCUCCAACAACCCACCCCUGACGAUUUCGUCCUCGCCACGGGAGAGACUCAUCCUGUGAGAGAAUUUGUCGAAAAGGCCUUUGCAAUCGUUGGAAUGACGAUAAGGUGGCGUUACUCUGGCGUGCAGGAGGAGGGGUAUGACGAGAAAACCGAACGAGUGGUCGUUAAAGUCGACCCGCAGUAUUUCCGUCCCGCGGAAGUCGACCUUUUGCUUGGCAACCCCGCCAAGGCCGAACGCGUCCUCGGGUGGAAACGCAAAGUCGACUUUGAUAGCCUCGUGAAGGAGAUGGUGAAUGCGGAUCUGAGGGCUACGAAGAGCCUCGUGGAGGAUCAGAACUGAGUAAUGAGUGCUGGCCUGAUGAGUUCCAAGGCCAAAAGAAAGCCGUAUAUCUCAACUGUGCAACCCAUGUACGAUUGACAAGGACUUUUAUGGACUAAUACCCUAGACUCUAGUACUGUCGCGAUUCGAUUCGAUUAUUUUGAUAGGUAUGAAUGCGGGUUUGUGUGUCGGAUGUUUUACUCUGGGAAGACGUGAUAAGACUAAUCAAAUACUG